This is a messenger RNA of Orycteropus afer afer, 609 nucleotides long. It is a transcript of the gene FAM180B, whose product is annotated as family with sequence similarity 180 member B. The record is from RefSeq and is a predicted model, not a curated record. NCBI's taxonomy places the organism in Eukaryota, Metazoa, Chordata, Mammalia, Tubulidentata, Orycteropodidae.
CGGAUAGGAGAGCAGAGAGCUGCUGCGGAGAGUGAGACUCGGUGGACGUGGCGGGGCAUGGCGGGCAGGCUGCAGUUCCCGAUAUGGCCAGGCCUGGCUAUUUGCCUUCUCCUUGGGGUGGAUGGAACCUGGCCCCAGACAGGGCAGCCUUUGGACAACAACAGCAUGGAAGGUGGCCUGCAGGAGCCAGAGGCCUUGGAAGUGAUGUUUGAGCUACUCUGGGCCGGGCUGGAGCUGGAUGUCAUGGGGCAACUGCAAAUUCAGGAUGAGGAGCUGGCAUCUACCCGUCCAGGCCGCCGACUCCGACUCCUCCUGCAGCACCGUGUGCCCAGGGAUGUGGAGGGUACUGAGCAGCGGCUGCGGCAGUUCCAACACUUGCGCAAGGGACCUCCUCUUAGUCCUUUGGAGUUUGAACAGCUGGUCCUCACAGGCCUGUCCUGCAUCUACCGGCUCCACGCAGCCGCUGAGGCUGAGGAGCGGGGUCGCUGGGCCCACGUCUUUGCCCUCCUGGCACAGGAAACACUCUGGGACUUGUGCAAGGGUUUCUGCCCCCAGGACCAGCCACCCCCACUGGGGCCCUGGGCCUGGACCCUUGACCCUUUCCCCUGA